UUCGUAUAAACAUAUCCCACACAAUCCUUCUCCAAAGUUUUUCCACAAUUUGUCCAGACAUGCAUUUCACCACCACGUUUUCGAAGUUUUCACUCCUCGUCGUAUUCGCACUUCAUUUAACGUCGGGCCAGCUUCUAACAGUAGAAUACUCCAGCGUCACCCUUCCCUUUCCAGAAUCCUCAGUCCGCACCUUUUACUCCACAGGCGACAAAAUCUACCUGCUUGGCGGCGAUUUCGAAAUGUCUUCGGGAAUUUGGUCGUUUUCAAUUUCCUCGGAUACAGUCGAAUACGUGACCGCCAUGCCGGGUCGAGGAUCCCGAGGUACCGUCCAGUCCGAUACGGCGGGAAAUAUUUAUUACCUCGGGGGUGGUAAUAUCGGCACUUCUAACCAAGUUUAUAAAUUCGACCCAACCACAAAUGAGUGCACACUUGUAGCCACAUUGCCAUUGGAUGUGCAAGACUGUGUCGCCAUAAAGUACAACGAGACCUCCGACACGGUCCACAUUUUCGGCGGGGAUGGCCAAUUCAUCGACAUCCUGACCUUUGACCUACUCCAAUUUAACACAACGUCACAAGUGGACGUCCUACCUGUUAUUGUUAACCAGGGGACAGGGGUUCGAGUGGGGAAUAAGGCGUACAUCUUUUCAGAGGGACAGGUCGAAAAUACGGCCGUGUUGGAGUUGGACCUCGACAUUUUAAGGAUGAUGGCCGUCGGGCCGGCCAACCUGCCGAGCAUCACGUUGUUCCCAUCGUCCGUGUAUGAUGGCAGGCAUGUUUACCUUAUCGGGGGAUAUGCUCCCUCAAAUAUGACGACCCCGAUCGAUGGACUAAUUCAAUUUGAUCCGGUCUCCUUUAAUAAUGAGUUCAUCCCUGUGGCCAACUUUCCCGUGGAGGGGGCAAGUUACUUCCGGGUUUCGCCGGCGACCGUGUAUGUUCCGGAUUUGAACAGGAUUUAUUUUUUUGGAGGAUCAUCGUUCAACUAUACGACGGACGAGUUUAAAAUUCAUGACGAGAUUUUCUACAUUGACCUCGACCCACUUACUCCAACUUCCAGAAGUACGGACGACUUUGGUUGUGAGGGACGGAUGGAUGGAUUAUACCCCCAUCCGACCAAUUGUGGAAUGUAUGUUGCAUGCCGAAAUCAUGAACAGAUUGUGUUUAACUGUGAGCCAGAUCGACAAUUUGAUCCGAUUACGAAAACCUGCAAGUUCGGAACUCCAUGUGUUUAAUAAUAUGACACCAUCAAUUGAAUUAGGCAUGUUAGAAGAACAUCUAUUUAACCUUAUUGAUUGCAUUUCUGCUUUGUAAUCAAGUAAGUGUAUUCAUUCACUUAUGACAUUGUCAGAAAUAAAUUAAGGUGUUAAUUUCACUCUUUCUAAUUACUUGUACAUACG
Molecule: messenger RNA, 1394 nt
Organism: Folsomia candida
Lineage: Eukaryota; Metazoa; Arthropoda; Collembola; Entomobryomorpha; Isotomidae
Exons: 3
Coding region: 60-1229 (389 amino acids)
Cellular component (GO): extracellular region
Molecular function (GO): protein binding; chitin binding
Source: RefSeq, a predicted model, not a curated record